Molecule: messenger RNA, 2211 nt
Organism: Oryza brachyantha (malo sina)
Lineage: Eukaryota; Viridiplantae; Streptophyta; Magnoliopsida; Poales; Poaceae
Product: eukaryotic translation initiation factor 3 subunit H-like
Exons: 19
Coding region: 121-1956 (611 amino acids)
Biological process (GO): male meiotic nuclear division; female meiotic nuclear division
Cellular component (GO): cytoplasm; eukaryotic translation initiation factor 3 complex
Molecular function (GO): translation initiation factor activity; metallopeptidase activity; protein binding
Source: RefSeq, a predicted model, not a curated record
GGAGCAGAUCUGCGCCGCAUAUCAAACCGCCGCAGGCUCGACCCAAAACCCUAGCUCUCGCCUCCUCCUCGACACCCGCCGCCGCCGCCGUCGACGAGCACCAAGCUCCACCGAGCAGCCAUGGCGAGCCCGGCAGCAGCAGGGGCACCGGCGGCGGGAGUGAGGUCGUUCCUGCAGGCCGUGUCGACCGUCACCGAGGAGGCGCCGUCUCCGCUCCGCGUCGUGCAGAUGGAGGGCCUGGCUGUCCUGAAGAUCAUUAAGCACUGCGAGGAGUUUGCACCCGCUUUGGUUACAGGGCAACUGCUUGGUUUGGAUGUUGGCAGUGUUCUCGAAGUGACAAACUGUUUUCCUUUCCCGAUGAGAGAAGACGAUGAAGAAGCGGAUGCAGAUGGUGCAAAUUAUCAGCUUGAGAUGAUGAGGUGUUUGAGGGAGGUUAACGUUGACAAUAACACUGUUGGAUGGUAUCAAUCUUGCUUGCUUGGGUCUUUUCAAACUGUGGAACUGAUUGAAACAUUCAUGAACUAUCAGGAGAAUAUCAGGAGGUGUGUGUGCAUUGUUUAUGAUCCGUCUAGAUCAAAUCAAGGGGUGUUAGCUCUCAAGGCCUUGAAACUCACAGAUUCAUUCAUGGAUCUUUACCGUAACAAUGGUUUAACUGGAGAGAAGUUAAGAGAGAAGAAAUUGUCAUGGGUUGAUAUCUUUGAGGAGAUACCGAUUAAAGUUUCCAACUCUGCACUUGUCAGUGCCUUCAUGACGGAGCUGGAACCUGAAUCACCUGUUUCACAGUGUGAUUUUGACCGCCUUAAAUUGUCAACGGCUCCCUUUAUGGAAAGGAACUUGGAAUUUCUGAUUGGGUGCAUGGAUGAUCUUUCAUCGGAACAGAACAAGUUCCAAUAUUACUAUCGCAACGUCUCGAGGCAACAGUCACAGCAGCAGGCAUGGCUUCAAAAGAGAAGGCAAGAGAACAUGGCAAGAAAAGCUGCCGGAGAGGAGCCAUUACCAGAAGAGGAUCCAUCUAAUCCCAUUUUCAAGCCAAUCCCUGAGCCCUCACGUUUGGAGGGUUAUCUUGUAACCAACCAGAUCUCCAGCUACUGCAACCAUAUUAAUGGCCUGUGGGACUGGCAAGCCGCGGAGCAUUGUGAAAGCAAUGUUGCAUCUCAUGACGCGUCUAGAUUCGUGUGGGAUUGCCUCAAUCAAGAUGAUGAUGACCUACUGGGGUUGCUGGGCAAUCAAACUCCUCUAAGGGACUGCCGUGGCUUCUUUGAUAUUGAUGAUUUCACCUGCAAGGAGACAUUAGACAUAGAGGAAUCUCGGGAAUCGAAGCGGCGGCGCAUAUUGGAGUACCCUUCUGAGUCUAAUCGGUCAGAAGAUGGUAAACAUGAAAUAAGUUCCCCCUUGACCACAUCCGAGGCAUCAGAGAUAUCAUUGCUUUGCACUGAUGAACCUCAGAGCUUCAAUUGGGAUUCACAGAACAGUUCAAAUAAUUUUGAUUCUUUGGCAAAUGGAGCAUUCUACCAGCCAUCAAAUAGUCAUAUGAAUAAUUGCUCUGAUGAAAGUCAAGUGCAUUUCAGGCUUUCUAGCCAGGAGAGCGUUACGUAUACCACUGAUCAAGGUGGGAUGUCAGGAACAACUGAGAAUGAUUCAGUGACAGAGAGUCUUGUAAUGCAGGAGACUAGGAAGCUUUCUACACUUAAAGUAUCUAAAGGAAACUCACAGGUUAAGGUGAAGCAGAACUUAACUACAACUAUAGCAUACCCUUUUACCCUCAUCAAACCAUCUUGGGAGGAAGGAGAUGUCAUCACUCUGAAGGAUAUAAAUCAGCGAAUCCGUGCUCCUCCAAAGAAGGCUCCGGAAACACUGGGCACUUCAGCAUUCUCUGGCAAGCCAGUCAUUGGCAAGACAAGAAUCAAAACUGACGGGGGCAGAGGCAGCAUCACAAUACUAAGAACAAAAGGUUGACAGUCUAACAACUUGUUUCUCAGCCAUUACCUCAAUUGCUCUCAGCAAUUUGGUCUCCACAGCUCUUUGGUUUCCCAUCUCAGUUUUUUCCCCAUGGAUUUGGUAUUUAGGAUGACUACCAAUGGCUAACUUCUUCAAAGAUUCACCAUUCUUCCUGUGUACAUUAGCGGCAUGCGGCUAAUGUUAUAUAUGAGAGAGUUUUGCGUUCAGAAACAAUUUCCCUCUACUGCAUCUACUUAAGUCAGAUGUUGUUCA